AUGGUGGGCUCAUCAUCCAGUGGCUCGUUAUCUAUGAAGACAAUUGAUGAAGCUUUGGAAUUGUUUGAGAGAGUGGCUAUUACCAUAGCCAUGUGGGCCUCUGAGCGUGUUGUUCACAAGAAAGUACCAGGAGUUUACGAGGUGGAUACGUAUACAGCAUUGUCUGCAAAAAUUGACUCUUUGGUUCAUAAGAUAGAGAACAUGUCACAAUCAACCAAUGCAGUACAGGCAAAAAGAGCAAGUUGUGAAGAAUGUGGGACGGAUCACAGUACAGUAAAUUGUACAAUUCUUAUACAAGGUACGGAACAAGUUGACUUCAUACAAAGGGGUCAGUGCCAACAAAAUAAUCCAUAUUCUGAUACCUACAACCCUUGCUGGAGGAAGCGCCCGAAUAUUUCCUGGAGCAAUCAGAACCCCACUGCACCACAUGGUUCUCAGUUUCAGCAAGCAGAGAAGAGAAUUUCCUUGGAAGAGAUGUUUGGUAAAUUCAUGGAAAAGACAGAUCAGUACAUGGAUGUGAAUAAUCAAUUUAUGAGGAAGAUUGAGACAACUCUCCAAAAUCAAAGUGCUGCAAUUAAAAACUUGGAGACCCAGAUGGGACAAAUGGCACAAGCUUUAUCAGGCAGAGAACAUGUCAAAGCAAUUACUACUAGAAGUGGGGUCCAAUUACCUGAGUUCCAUGUUAAGAGGCCAACUGUAAAUAAGGAAAAAGUACCCUCUACUGAUGAAGAGCAUGCAGAACAGACUGAACAAACAACAGAUACAUCUAUCAAAGAGAGUUCAAAUACACCACAAGUUAAGGCAACUGCUCCUAUUAAACCAUAUGAGCCGUUAAUUCCAUUUCCUCAGAGGCUGCAAAAACACAAAUUAGACAAGCAGUAUAUAAAAUUCCUUGAGGUCUUCAAAGAGCUGCACAUCAACAUCCCUUUCGCGGAUGCUCUCGUUCAGAUGCCUAGUUACGCAAAAUUCUUGAAAGAUAUUUUAUCUAACAAACGCAAGCUAGACGAACAUGAGACUGUAAUGUUGACAGAGGAAUGUAGCGCCAGCAUAAAAAAGAUGCUACCUCCCAAAUUAAAAGAUCCAGGGAGCUUUACUGUACUUUGUCCAAGUAUUAAUUUGAUGCCAUUAUCUAUGUUUAGGAUAUUGGGCUUGGGGGAGGUUAAAGCAACUACAGUGACUUUACAGCUAGCUGAUCGGUCUAUCACGCACCCAAGAUGA
Messenger RNA from Olea europaea var. sylvestris, 1218 nucleotides. RefSeq lists its product as uncharacterized. Lineage: Eukaryota; Viridiplantae; Streptophyta; Magnoliopsida; Lamiales; Oleaceae. The coding region runs from base 1 to 1218 and encodes 405 amino acids. The record is from RefSeq and is a predicted model, not a curated record. The transcript is spliced from 2 exons.